AUGAAUUCGGAUACUACAGGUCCAGAUAAUGCCAAGAAGAUUGAUGCUGUGCAGUUAUCAAAUAAUACGAUAAGCAAGCGAAUUAGCUCAAUUUCUGACACAGUCGAGAACGAACUUAUAAGAAGAUUGAAAUCUUCUGAAUUUUUUAGUUUACAGCUUGAUGAAAGUUCCGACGUAGCGGGGCUUGCUGCACUUCUUGUAUUUGUGAGGUACCCAUUCGCAAUGCAAAUUGAAGAGGAGCUUUUGAUGAGCGAAGUACUUGAGACUUACACCACUGGCGACGAGAUUUUUAAAGUUAUCGACCAAUUUAUACAGAAAAAUGGUUUGAAAUGGAGCAAGUGCGUGGAUAUUGCAGUGAUGAAGCGGCCGCAAUGGUUGGAAAAAGCAAGGGAGCGGUGUCUAGGAUUAAGCAAGUGGCAGAAAACGCCACCAGCAGCCACUGUGUUAUCCAUCGACAUUCCCUGGCGACAAGAAAGAUGCCACAAGAUUUAA
Molecule: messenger RNA, 492 nt
Organism: Diatraea saccharalis (sugarcane borer)
Lineage: Eukaryota; Metazoa; Arthropoda; Insecta; Lepidoptera; Crambidae
Source: the annotation of a GenBank genome assembly